AUGAGCUCCAAGACCACGACACGCGGAGGCACAGCAUUGUUUGCUCAAAGAUUGGUUCGAAAUUCUAAAACAGGAUGGAAUGAAGAUCGGGUUCAUGAACUGGUUUGCGAUGAAGACGUUCCUUUGGUUCUGUCUACAACAAUCAGUUCUCGAGCGACACACGAUAUGAUAGGGUGGCAUUACAACAUGAAUGGGAUUUACUCAGUGAAAUCGGCUUAUUGGUUAGCUACUCAUUUGCCAGAGAAUGAUGAAAUCGUCACUCCAUCACCUAAUGUGGCGCUUAAUAAUCUCAUCUGGAAACUGCAAACUGCACCGAAGAUUAAACACUUUCUCUGGAAGGUAUUCGGAGCUUAUGGCGAAGGAGGACCGGAGGUGAUGAUCGGAGAUGGACCAGAAGGAGAUCGGAGUAAUCGGAUGGCAAAACAAGCAAGACGGAACAGAGCCUUGAGCAAAAGGAAACAGAGUGCUUGA
This is a messenger RNA of Microthlaspi erraticum, 471 nucleotides long. The record is from the annotation of a GenBank genome assembly. NCBI's taxonomy places the organism in Eukaryota, Viridiplantae, Streptophyta, Magnoliopsida, Brassicales, Brassicaceae.